Messenger RNA from Vitrella brassicaformis, 711 nucleotides. Lineage: Eukaryota; Vitrellaceae. The record is from the annotation of a GenBank genome assembly.
CAAUUUCCUUAUAGUUCCCGCACAUCUUGCCCUCGUCAAUUGGCUUUCCUUUAGUUCUAUCUUUGCAGAGAUAAGAUUUCUCUCAGCAGUUGGUAGAUUUCUUACCUGCACGCACGCAUACAUGUAUCAGCACACGACGCAUUAGUCAAUGGAUGUGUGUGAAGGCAGGCGUACCGGUGUGGUGGCCGUCGGCCGCCGUCAUGAUGGUGCGCUGGGCGUUGUCGGUGGCUUGCAUGGCCAUCAUGAUGGCGGACAGCUCCUUGGCGGCCGUGCUGAGGCCAUCGAGGGCGGCGGCACUCAGCUCGUGGGCCGCAGCGGUGAGUUUCUUGGCCGACUGGUGGAGGGCCUUGCCGGUCUGGAUCUGCUGCUGCAGCAUCGACCACUCACCAGCACCCAACGCACCACCUGCACGCACACAGAGAGAGGGCGCCAUGUGUGCAGCACAUAUGUGCAUACAUAUGGGUGUGGGGGACGUCCCGUUACGUACCGUGCUUGUUGGCGGCCGUAGUCGUGUGCUUAGUGGCCUGGAUCUCCUGAGAGCGGCCGACAAACGACGCACCUGCACACAACCGACGGACAAGUCGAAUGAACGGCACAUCCAUAGAUCUCACAGAUAGAUCCGCCCACCGUAUGUGUCGGUAUUGCAGUCCUUCCCCUCGCAGUCGGGACCGUAGCUCCACAUCUCUGCGGCCAUAGUUUGCUAUCCAGCCA